CACUCUCUCUCCGCCUCCUCCCCCAAAAAACGCCAUGAGAAAAAGACGAAAAAGAACCAACAAGACACACACCCAUCUCUGCUAAACAAAACCAGGAGAAGCAUCAGUACUAGAAUUACAAGGACAGACAGACAAAGCCCCCACCAUCAACUCCAAAUUUCAGAGAAAGAAGAAAUGUGUUACGUGGGUAAAGCAACAAAGAUCUUCAUUUUCAUAGUCACCGUCCUCGUUGUUCUGGGUCUAGUCCUAGGAUUGGGGUUCCUACGCCGCCAUCAUCACAACAACCUCAACAGAUGUUCCGAUGGCUCUUGCGAUUCCUCUCCAAUUACAUUUCCAACCCCCAAUUUUAAUUCACCAACCCCACCUUCCCCUACUCAAAACCCCAUCCCUCCUUCUCCUCCGGCCACUACCACCCCUUCUCCUCCUGAUUCUAUCCCAUCUUCACCGCCGCCACCAGUGCUGCAGUCACCGCCUCCGCCGCCGGCAGCUACCACUCCAAAUCCUCCUAGUGUGGCGGCACCACCUACGAGUACACCUACACCGGGCUCGGCGCUGGUGACCCCAGGUCCUGUGCAUUCUAUUUCAUAGCUGGCUAACUGCAUUUUCGCAACGCAUGAUCGGUGACGGCAAUUAAGGGUUCUAGAAUUUUCUUGACAGCAUCUCGAUUUCUUAAAUUCUCGAUCGCUGUAAUAAUGGGAGGAAAAAAGAAAAAGGAAAGUUGGUGGUGGAUCUGUGUGUGUUCUUUUUUUAA
Molecule: messenger RNA, 751 nt
Organism: Abrus precatorius (Indian licorice)
Lineage: Eukaryota; Viridiplantae; Streptophyta; Magnoliopsida; Fabales; Fabaceae
Product: vegetative cell wall protein gp1
Exons: 1
Coding region: 175-588 (137 amino acids)
Source: RefSeq, a predicted model, not a curated record